CGUCCAUCCUUCAGAGACCAUCAUCAUGAGAGCUAUUGUAUUUCUGUGUCUGCUGCAUGCAGCUUCUGCUCAGUGGCCGUCUUUGUGGUCAUCCCUCGAUUCACUCAACGAAGCAGACAACCCAGAAAACGCGUGUGAGGAGCCGCAUUCUUGUAGCUGCUGUCUCAUCCUGCAGCAAGUGAACAGCCUGAGCACGCACUUCAACUCGACCUUGAAUGAGCUGGACAAGGAGUACUCACAAACACUGCAACAGUUCAGCAAGUUUGAAGCCAGCCGCACUGCCUUCUCUGUCGCUCUUGACUUUUCGACUUUUAAGUGCCAUGGCCCCAAGCCUGCAGACAUCAAUGUCAUCUACAACCAUGUCUUCCUGAACCUGGGCAGUGGCUACAACGUGAACACUGGCAUCUUCACUGCUCUCCACUCUGGUGUCUACACCUUUGCUUUUACCAUCCACAGUGACGCUGGUGCCGCUGAUUCUCCCCUCGCCGCCUGUGCCGAACUGUACGUUAACAACACGGUGGUGGCCAGAUUGAGUGAGGAAAAUAAAGAAGACCAAGAGGAUGGAGCCACUAAUGUUGUUGUCCUGCAACUGAAAGCUGCAGACAAGGUGGCCGUCAACAUGCCCAAAGGCUGUUCCCUCUGUGAUGACAACAACCACUAUAACACUUUCAGUGGCUUUCUGCUGUUUGCUACUGAUUAA
This is a messenger RNA of Paralichthys olivaceus (Japanese flounder), 700 nucleotides long. RefSeq names its product complement C1q-like protein 2. Gene Ontology annotation, molecular function: protein binding. The record is from RefSeq and is a predicted model, not a curated record. Lineage: Eukaryota; Metazoa; Chordata; Actinopteri; Pleuronectiformes; Paralichthyidae.